GCACACUAGUACUGCCCCCCACCCUGAAGCAUGGAACAUGCGAUUAUCACAUAGCCUGGCCUGUGCAUAUUGGAUGAAGCCAUAUUGUCACAGCUACGGUAUGCCGUUAUACUAUGCGGUCUGCUCUUUGCUGUUUGACAGAUAAAGCAUGUAUGUCAUUUUUGCGUAUUCAUAUGUUUUUUUCGGUUCUGUGGCAUCUUUGAAACACAGGGUGGUGGUCCGUAUGAGCCCAUGUACGCAUGCGUCGUGGUUUCGCUGCUGCAGAGCGUUCGCGUUCCGCGGUCGCGGAGGAAAGCCGACGCUGCCAAGGAAACACACAUGCAGACAUAAGGGAAUCCAGAUUUCAGCAUCGUCGUCCAUUCCCUUGACUUCGAUAAUUCAUCGGUAGUGAUGGUAGCGCGCAGUAACGCAUUUGACCUAGAGAUCUAUUCCACGCGUGAUGUCUAAAUAGCUGCCAAAUAAUACAGGCAACGAGAGGAGGUUUAAAAAAAAAAAAAAGUAAAGGGAAAGAUAAACAACCAGUGGUGAGUGUGUGUAGGGUGCAGCUGCCAUGCCGCUGGUUAAAAGAUGCAUCGAGCCCAGGCACCUGUGCCGUGGAGCCGUGCCGGACGGGGUCACCAGCGAGCUGGAGUGUGUCACUAACAGCACCCUGGCAGCCAUCAUCAAACAGCUGGGGGGACUGAGUCGACAUGCAGAGGACAUCUUCGGGGAGCUGUUCAACGAGGCCAACAGCUUCUACAUGAGAAUGAACAGCCUCCAGGAGAGAGUGGACCUGCUGGCUGUCAAAGUCACCCAGCUUGACUCCACUGUGGAGGAGGUUUCGCUGCAGGACAUCAACAUGAGGAAGGCCUUCAAGAGCUCCACCAUCCAGGACCAGCAGGUGGUGUCCAGGAACUCCAUCCUCAACCCUGUCAUGGAGAUGUACCAUCGCUGUGACAAACCUCCACCCCUCAACAUCCUCAGCCCCUACAGGGAUGACAAAAAGGAUGGCCUUAAGUUCUACACAGACCCGUCCUACUUCUUUAAUCUGUGGAAGGAGAAGAUGAUCCAAGCAACAGAAAACAAGCGGAAGGAGAAGAGGAAGCAGAAGGCGGGUGACAAGGAGCAGAAACAGGUGGAGGACCCCAGCCGGGAGGUGAAGAAGGUGAGGAAGGCCCGGAACCGUCGUCAGGAGUGGAACAUGAUGGCUUACGACAAGGAGUUCCGUCCAGACACCCGCCUCACGCCUUCACCCUACCAUGGCAUGUCCUCUGAGGGAUCCCUCUCUCCAGACAGGUCUGGUAUGUCUGAUGAACAGUCCUACCCUGCCAGCCCUAACCACCCACCCCAGGAGGGAGUUGUGCUAGGUCCUGAUGGGAAGGAGCACCUAACAGGCCCCAACCAGACCCAGUCUCUGGACCGGGCCUACCGCCCCCCUGCUGCUACUACCACUGCAGCUCAAGCCCGCCAGCAUUCCCUGGGCCGCAUGCAGCCCCACCACGGACCCACACCCGCAGACCCAUCCCUGAACGGACCCCGGCCCGCAGCUUCCAAAGAGGCCAGCGGUCACCAGAUGCCAGAGCACUUUAUCCCUCCGGCCCCGCCCCCACCUCCUCCCCUUAUCCCCUCAGCCCAGACGGCCUUUGACAGCAAAACAGGGCCUCCCACCCUGGCCCCUGGCACCGUGGCCACCCUGUCCCGCCCCUACAGCCCCUCGCCCCCUCCGCCCCCACCCGCUGGCUACGUCCCCUCUCCAUCUCACCCUGUCACUGGGGGACCUCCUGUUGCCCCUCCUCCACCCCCACCUGGUGGCCCCCCAACAUUUGCUCCCUCUCCAGCCCAUGCCAUACACCCCUCUGGGGGAACACUGCCAAGGAAGGGCAAGGUGCUAGGCAUCCCGAUAAGUGACGCACGCAGCGACCUGCUGUCAGCCAUCCGCAGAGGCAUCCAGCUGAGGAAGGUGCAGGAGCAGCGUGAGCAGGAAGCCAAGAAGGAGCCAGUGGGGAACGACGUGGCCACCAUCCUGUCCCGACGCAUCGCAGUGGAGUACAGCGAAUCCGAUGAGGACUCAGAGCCUGAGGAGAACGAGUGGUCAGACUGAGACGGAGCAGAGGGCUUAGGCUUACUUUACUUACCUACAGAGUGCUGCUAUUCCAAUAACAGGAAACACACACACACCACACACACACACACAGUCAACGCACACUACGUCUCGAUAGACCUCUUGUUAGAGAAAGUAGAUGAGAAAGUAGAUGAGGAUAUGCUUACACAGUAUGACAGUAUCCAUUAUCUAGUCAGAUAUGGGCUGAGAGGAAACCACAGUGGAUCUGGGGCUGGGGGGGGGGAUCUGUUGAAAGCAAGCACAGCAAGCUUAUACGUAUAUAUAUAUAUAAUAUGAUAUAGUAUAAUAUAUUACUUAUGGUCCAGUAUGAAAGUGUUUCUUUCAUGAGUCCUGAUAUUGUAGUUUGAAUAUUAUUCGUGGUUUCAGUUGCAUUUAGAUAUUCGAUGCAUCUCCUCCACCUGUACAUGAGCCACACCAACACCACAGAUGUUGUUUUCUAGGUGAAGAUGCUCUGGCAUUCUUUCAACUCAUCUAACUUAAUAAUGCACUUAAAUAUUUGUUAGUUGAAAAGUAUUAUUUCGAGUCAUCUUCUAUUCUGGCUGUGCUGUUUGCGAUAACUGUGCAUAUGAAGAUGAUGUCACAUCAAGUGUUAAUCAGGUGGGUGGAUACUUUUGGACAUAUGAUACUGUAGCUGUAACCGUAUCGUCAACACGGCUUUUUUGUUAUCUGAGGGACGUUCCUUUUUAUUUUGUCACUUUGUUCAAUUGUUUACAGUGUUGUGGUUGAGUAUUGAUACCCUAACUGGCAGUGUUUAACAUCAGUUGUCGUUUUUGGUUUACAUAAUUUGCUAAAGAUUUGCUGGUUGACUAAUGACUACUGUGUAAGACAGACCCUAACAUGGCAGUUAUUUAGGGGUUUAUUUUCUCUAUUGUACUUUGUGUGUGUGUGUGUGUGUGUGUGUGUGUGUGUGUGUGUGUGUGUGUGUGUGUGUGUGUGUGUGUGUGUGUGUGUGUGAGCGAAAGAGAAUAUCUCAAUGCCUUGCUGUUUCCUUCUUUUCUGACUCACUUAUUUUAUGUUGAAGGCCUGGAGAGAUAGUAUCUGAUUGCUGGUGGGCUUGUCGUCCAUUUUGACUAAUGUUCUACUGGAAGAGAUGAGCGAGGGUUCAUAGCAGUGUUUCGAACACUGUGUUCUAUUAAGUCAUGUGUUUGUACAACUACUGUGUUUUACAAUUCAUUGUUGUAUAGAUUUUUUGUAACACUGCGUGUGUAAAAUGAAUUUGGGUAUCUAGAUAUGAAAUGACUAUCACACUGAUCGAACCUGGAAAACAAAAGUGCAUGUAUGAGGAGGUAAUAAAAUGAAAAUAAGUGUUA
Messenger RNA from Salvelinus sp. IW2-2015, 3411 nucleotides. Its product is annotated as actin-binding protein WASF3. Lineage: Eukaryota; Metazoa; Chordata; Actinopteri; Salmoniformes; Salmonidae. Gene Ontology annotation, biological process: actin cytoskeleton organization; positive regulation of Arp2/3 complex-mediated actin nucleation. The record is from RefSeq and is a predicted model, not a curated record. Gene Ontology annotation, molecular function: Arp2/3 complex binding; actin binding; protein kinase A regulatory subunit binding. Gene Ontology annotation, cellular component: lamellipodium; cytoskeleton; SCAR complex.